AACACUGUAUAUUUCUAUCUAUAUUAUAACACCAUAUAUUUAAUUCUUGGUAAUUCAACUGUGGGUGCUUAAUACUAUAUUUGUGGUUAAAAUUGCACUGUCUGUUCAAUAUUUUGUAACUUCGCCUUGUUUCAGUAUUUGAACUCCUGUUAGACUUUUUUCUUAUUUAUUUCUAAAUAGUUUUCUUCAAAAUGAAGUUUUGUGAUUGUAGUUUCAUGCAGCACCACUGGAAGUUAAUGUUGGGUUCCACUAUUGUAGCAGGUGGUGGUUUUGCAGCUUACAUAUUUUACAAGAACAGAGGAAAAUGUUGCCCACAGUCCAAAACUAAAGCUCAAGCUGAGAACCCAUACGAAUCAAUCAAAAUGCUGAAUGAAUAUCUUGCUUUUAAUUAUGGUGGGCCAAGCGUGAAUUGUAAAUUUGAAGGCCCCCAAAAUGGGUUUGAUUUUCCAAAGAGAACUGCUGAAAUUUGCUUGCAGUAUUAUACCCCUUCAGCUGAAAUUGCAAACCGGGCAUUGGACAUUGGGUGCGCAGUGGGUUGUGCUUCAUUUGAGCUCGCCGCACAGUUUGAUGAAGUCAUUGGGAUGGACUACAGCCAUGGCUUUAUUAAAACAUGCAACGUGUUAAAAGAGAAAGGCAGCAUGGAAUAUGAAGUGUUGGUAGAAGGAGAUUUAACCACCAAGCAUACAGCAGUCAUUCCUGGACACUUGGACAGGAGUCGUUGUAAAUUUCAACAAGGAGAUGCUUGCAAUCUUCCACUUGAUUUGGGGAAGUUUGGAUGUGUGUUGGCUGCCAAUCUUAUUUGCAGACUUCCCAACCCAACUGAUUUUCUGCUGAGGUUAAGUAACUUGGUUGCUGAAGGAGGAAUCCUUGUCAUUUUAAGUCCUUACACUUUCCUGAGAGAAUAUACCCCAAAGGAAAAUUGGCUGGGUGGUUUUAUCGAUGGUGAUGGGAAGGAAGUUCGUGCUUUUGAAACUCUUCAGUCUCUGCUUGGCCCACAUUUUACUUUAGUUGAUUCAACAGAUGUCCCGUUUCUAAUUCGUGAAACUUAUCGCAAACAUCAAUGGACUGCAUCCCAUGCUACUAUAUGGAAGCGCAAAGCCUAGAAUGCAUGAUGCUUAUGUUAUUACAAACUGCAGUAAAAUACAAAGUAUAGUACAUAUAGUAUUAAUAUCUUCAAUUACUGCAAUUAGAUGCAAAAUAGAAUAUAGCUUACACUGCCCAUCUAUACCAAUAAAGUUGCACGGUACUCAG
Messenger RNA from Ciona intestinalis (vase tunicate), 1251 nucleotides. RefSeq lists its product as uncharacterized. Gene Ontology annotation, molecular function: S-adenosylmethionine-dependent methyltransferase activity. NCBI's taxonomy places the organism in Eukaryota, Metazoa, Chordata, Ascidiacea, Phlebobranchia, Cionidae. The record is from RefSeq and is a predicted model, not a curated record.